Messenger RNA from Linum tenue, 212 nucleotides. The record is from the annotation of a GenBank genome assembly. NCBI's taxonomy places the organism in Eukaryota, Viridiplantae, Streptophyta, Magnoliopsida, Malpighiales, Linaceae.
GUCAUUCUGAGGUCUAGUUCGUCGGGAAUCUCUGGUGGACAGAAGGUGUACGAAUCUGUUUUUGGGUAUCUCUCAACCUCUCUUUGUCUUGCUCUUGUUCUUGUUAUCCACCAUGUUGGUGAGAGCUAUUGUGGUUGAUUGUUGAUCCAAGAAGGGUGUUCUUGAGGUGUUUGUAAUCCUCUAGCUAGUCUAGAGAGGACUUGUAAUCCCAC